Polyodon spathula (Mississippi paddlefish) is the source of this 2425-nucleotide messenger RNA. Its product is annotated as ubiquilin-1-like. Gene Ontology annotation, molecular function: polyubiquitin modification-dependent protein binding. Gene Ontology annotation, biological process: ubiquitin-dependent protein catabolic process. Bases 404 to 2077 code for a protein of 557 amino acids. The record is from RefSeq and is a predicted model, not a curated record. Gene Ontology annotation, cellular component: cytosol. The transcript is spliced from 11 exons. Lineage: Eukaryota; Metazoa; Chordata; Actinopteri; Acipenseriformes; Polyodontidae.
GCGUGCGCAAUGCUGUGCCUCCUCAGAGUAGAAACACGCCGUGGCCUUCCCCUUUCUAGCAACUUCCUUAGAAUAGCUACGUCAUUUUUCUGCAGGUAAAUAACCUCUGUUAAACAAACCCUUAUUUGCGCUUACAUAUUUAUUUAAUUGGUUUACAAAACGGCACCGCUUUGAUUUGUCGAAUAUUAGAAAACUGACAGUUCUUAAUUAACGCUUUGCGUUUUUUUUUUUAUUAUUAUUAUUAUUAUUUUUACCCAUGAUGCCCGAGAGGAGGUUGUAAUAAAUGAGGAAGUUGAAGUGAUAAGUUUCGCAGACGGUGAGAUCGUAAUAUCUUUCUUUCCAUUACUACUGAUUUUGUGAAUAUCUGACACCAAACGGGGGCAUACAAGUACAAAUUGCGAGUAUGGCGGAGAAUGGGGAGACCCCGGGACCUUUCUCUGAUCCAAAAAUCAUCAAAGUGAUAGUGAAAACUCCCAAAGAAAAAGAGGAGUUUGCCGUUCCUGAAAACAGCACCAUCAAGCAGUUCAAAGAAGAAAUUUCCAAGCGCUUCAAGACACAGAUUGAUCAGCUUGUGUUGAUAUUUGCUGGUAAAAUCUUGAAAGACCAAGACUCUCUUACUCAACAUGCAAUCCAUGAUGGGAUGACUGUUCACCUGGUCAUCAAAACGCAAACGAGGUCACAGGACCAUGCUGCUCAAUCGUCCAGCAGCUCAACUAGCAGUAGUGCGGCUGCCUCUUCAGAGUCCCGCAGCACAACUGCGUCCACCAUGCCAGCAUCCAGCAGUCCCCUAGGUGUGGGUGGCCUUGGAGGGCUGGCAAGUCUAAGCGGCUUUGGAAUGAACUCGUCAAACUUCUCAGAGUUACAGAUCCAGAUGCAGCAGCAGCUUAUGUCGAAUCCUGAAAUGAUGGCCCAGAUCAUGGAAAACCCCUUUGUACAAAGCAUGCUCUCCAAUCCGGAUCUGAUGAGGCAGUUAAUUAUGGCAAACCCCCAGAUGCAGCAGUUGAUUCAGCGAAAUCCCGAGAUUAGUCACAUGCUCAAUAAUCCAGAUAUAAUGAGACAAACAUUGGAACUUGCCAGAAACCCAGCUAUGAUGCAAGAGAUGAUGAGAAAUCAGGACAGAGCUCUGAGCAACCUUGAAAGUAUUCCAGGAGGCUACAAUGCAUUACGGCGGAUGUAUACGGAUAUUCAAGAGCCAAUGUUAAAUGCUGCUCAAGAACAGUUUGGUGGCAAUCCCUUUGCUUCUUUGGUAAACAAUCUAGCUGCUGGUGGUAGUCAGCCGUCACGUACAGAGAAUAGAGAUCCAUUACCAAACCCUUGGGCACCUCCUGCAGCAAGCUCACAAACCUCCUCCUCCUCCUCCACUGCCACUGCUGCCCCCAGCCCAGCACAAGGCCCUAGCCUGCCAAACCUGGGACCAGGCCUGGGAGGGCUGUUUAACACACCUGGAAUGCAGAGCCUUUUGCAGCAGAUAACAGAAAACCCACAGCUAAUGCAAAACAUGUUGUCUGCCCCAUACGUGAGAAGCAUGAUGAAUUCACUCAGCCACAACCCUGAUCUAGCUGCACAGGUGAUGUUGAACAACCCUCUUUUUAAUGGAAAUCCCCAGUUACAAGAACAGAUGAGACAGCAAUUACCAGUCUCCCUUCAGCAGAUGCAAAAUCCAGAAACCUUGUCAGCCAUGUUGAAUCCCAGAGCAGUGCAAGCACUAUUACAGAUUCAGCAGGGCUUGCAGACUUUGGCAGCAGAAGCACCAGGCUUUAUACCAGGUUUUGGGCAAGGUAAUGUAGGAGGUGUUGGUAGUGUUGGAGGCACAGGGAGUACCCCUUCAACAGGGUCUGAUCUCAGUUCUCAAGGAAGUGGAGAGAUGGGGCAGCAGCAGUUGGUACAGCAAAUGUUACAAGCACUUGCCAGUCCAAAUCCACAGAUGCAGAGCCCUGAAGUGAGAUUUCAGCAGCAACUCGAACAGCUCAGUGCAAUGGGAUUUCUUAACCGUGAAGCCAAUCUGCAAGCUCUGAUAGCAACAGGAGGCGACGUCAAUGCGGCCAUUGAGAGGCUACUGGGCUCCCAACCAUCAUAGCAUUAUUUCUGAAAGCUCCUAAUAAAAAAAUGUAAUUUAUUUUUUUAUAUAAUCGUUCACAUUUUUGCUUUAUUUCCCUUUACCCUUGAGACUUGGAUUUGGAAACAAAGUGGAGUGAAAUGCCGUAAUAUGAGCAGUGGGAAUCAAAGGCUUUCAAACUCUUGCAUGCAUCCAAAACAAAACAAAAAAAAUGAAGAAUAUCUUAAACACAUUAAUUAUGUUAAAUUCAUGCUCUGUUUUCAAGUUGUGUGAUCCACUGACAUUUGAUCUAAAACAGCCCUGUACAUGUGUGCUUUUUUGAAAUAGUCUUCAGUAGUAAUUUUAUAUUCAGUACAAAGUAUAGAAAAA